CGCGUCUCGAGCACAGUUUACUGGGUUCAAACUUCAAUCAGUUUACUUCGUCCUCUAUUUGCAUGAAACAUUACAUGGGAUCCAAUCCACACCAUGCCAGAAACUACUAAACGCAGGCUACUACAUGAUAACGAGCUCGUGGAAGACUCCGAACCCGAAAGGGAGGAAAAAAGGCAACAGAUGAGGGAGCAAACAAGGAAGAAGAAACGUUUGCGGCUGGACCCAUCAUGGGCUGAUGUAGAGCAAGAUGUUAUUGAGUUAACUGAUACCGAACUUGAUCCUUCCGGUCCAUCAGCUACUGUAGGUGGCCAGAGCCAGGUCGACGAACUUAGUGGCGCUUCCAGCUGUAGUCCACUGACAGAGCUGUCUUCUUCCCAGAAACUUGAAAAUGCGGACCAUUUUGCGAUUCAUAGACCUCGACUUUCGCUUGUUGCUGUAAGCGCUCCUGAUCAACAUAGUAAUCGCGUCAAUGUACCCAAUACAACGAACGGGCUCUAUAACGCCCAGAAUAUGUCCGGUAUGAACCGCACUUCUACAUACCCCACCCCGCCUCCUAUUGCGACCCUGGAAGUGCCGCUGUCUAGCGACUCCGAGGGCGAUUCCCGCCUGACACUGUCUCGCUUUGCUUUCCGAGCGCCUCUAUCCAAACCUAAGAUCACCGACCUCGGAGGUUUGUCGUGCUGGGGUAGUACUGUCGUAGCAGACAAACUUCCAGAAUCAACCUCUGCUCCGAAAGCUAGACUGAAGCGCUCCAGUAUCCAUCGCUUCUCCAACGACUUCUCAGAUGUGCAACUUGCAUCUCUCACAACCUGCGUUAGCUGCAACUUGAAGUGGAACACGACAAAGACUGCAAGCCAAAAAGUGAUCCAUAUCCAAAACUGCGCAAAAAAGAAGUUCCUUUCCGACGAAACAGUUCGCAUGCUUAUAUACAAAGAGACUCAAUCAUCCUCGGACCAGAACGUUUCUCAACGGAGUGACCAAAAGGCUACAGAAGUCGGCCAAAAGUCGGCCACUUUCCUGGAAACGGUUGUCAAUGAAAGCUCCCGGACGAAGAAAGGCAGACGCCCUCAAAUCUUAGGGACCGUCAAGUCUCUCCCUGAAACACGCGGUAGUAUACUAGGAAGGGCGCGGACCGUCCUUGAUACUUCUAUGCAGCACGGAGGCCCCGUCGUAGACGCUCAGGUGUCUAAUUCCAUCCAUGAGGGUAGAAGCGAUGUUCCCUGCACUCAAGCUUUUGGAACUAGCAUGCUUGCUCGUCGAGGAAACUUGUAUCCUCGUGCGCAGUCGGGACCAGCGCUGACCCAGGCUUUCGGUGAAAGCGCUCUCGGCCACUUGCAAUCUAACUUGGGCCUCGUUGCGCGACAUGCUCAAACUUCUGGUCUGUGAUAUAAGCAUAGUGACGGCAGCGUGGAUCGGGGGAACGACCUACUUCUAGCGCACUAUGAUCAGGUCGAGUUCACCCCAAUUUGUUCUUUCAGAUGCAGGUUCCACUUCAAACUACUUCUAUACGCAUUUAAUUCGACGAACAUCCAUGAUUGUUAUUAAAUAUUCGGUAGACUUGCAUCGCAGUCCAUCUAUGUAUCAGCAGCUUCAACCUCAUCAUCAGAAUGUCAUGCCAGGUCAUUCCCUGUCAGCAUCUCUCACCAUGACAACGAGCCGAGCCGGGAUUGACCAAUUUGUGAUCAAUGAGCGCCUUUCCUACCUCUUUAUUCAUUUCCGUGGUGCUAUUUUGUAGCACAACAAUUCUGACUAUAAUGUUGUACUAUCGCCUUCCUCAAUAUAUAACUCACAGCAUCCCGACA
Molecule: messenger RNA, 1802 nt
Organism: Suillus fuscotomentosus
Lineage: Eukaryota; Fungi; Basidiomycota; Agaricomycetes; Boletales; Suillaceae
Exons: 3
Coding region: 94-1386 (430 amino acids)
Source: RefSeq, a predicted model, not a curated record